This is a messenger RNA of Fusarium subglutinans, 1098 nucleotides long. RefSeq lists its product as uncharacterized. The record is from RefSeq and is a predicted model, not a curated record. Lineage: Eukaryota; Fungi; Ascomycota; Sordariomycetes; Hypocreales; Nectriaceae. The transcript is spliced from 2 exons. The coding region runs from base 1 to 1098 and encodes 365 amino acids.
AUGAGCCUCUGCAAAUUUUCCAUCUGCAGCAGCCCGCGCUGUGUAACCACACCUAAUAAUCCACCCUCAACAAUCUCAACAACCACGCGACACAAGCAUCGCAAUCCUUUCAUCAACAACAACGCAGCUCCGAUGGCUCCGAAGAACUACCUCGAGUGUUCACCGCGCAAACGCUACGGUCAGCCCAGCACCGGUGCGCGCUUCACCGGCCAAGUCCCUACCGCGGAACAACUCCUACAGAGUCUUAUUCGCCGCCGUCACAUCUCAGCCUACAUCGCCUUCAUCCGCCCUGAGAUCAGUCACAUGAUCAGAGAGUAUGGUAGGGUGGCUAUCCAGACUGUUUGUCAGGAGCUCUACGCUAUAGGUGCUCGAGCUGCUCCGUCGCCGUGGUUUGACCUCAUGUGCGAUCGAACCACGUGGAAGCUGUGUUUUGACCCGCUUGGCGACGAUGCCCCGGAAUGGCCUUGGGCGCAUAUCAAGUUUCCUUCCGUCCUUGCUGAAGGAGAGCAGCCGGAGAGCGUAUAUGUAGACUACUGCCAGUCACGAAUAGAGCAAGAUGCCGAGAUGGCACGAAUGAAUCAACAGCUCAAAGCACAAGCCGAUGCAGCAGCUGCUGCCCGCGCCGCGGACCCCACCUGCAAAUUCAUCGUCACAUCCCCAGCGCCCCUUCAAAACAUCGACGAGCCAGUACGAGUUGACACCGACUUCGAUAUAAGAAACGCUCUCUGGAAUCUCACUAUCAGCAAGCCAUUCGACGAGUGCAACGCAGCCGGUCCGUUUGAGGUUGAACCAAAGGUCCCAUUGGAGUGGUACGUCGCCAAAGAUCUGGCAGCCAUCAACGGGCUUCUUCCGCCUUGCAUCGCUGUCAAAAUGAAUGCUAUGAAUAGAAGGGUCUUUGUCACUAUUGUUGAGUCUGCGGAAGUCAACCCCGCGGUCCCUGUACGAGAUGUCCUUCUUGAUGUUUGGGAGCUUCUGCGGUCGUGGGCGGUGAUGACCAAUGGACGGGGUGAGGGUGAGAUGAAGACUCUGCUUCAGCACUUUCUGGCAGUCAAGGCGCAACGUGAAACUUUACGAGGUCCCUUACUGCCUCAGCAGUGA